Molecule: messenger RNA, 765 nt
Organism: Didymosphaeria variabile
Lineage: Eukaryota; Fungi; Ascomycota; Dothideomycetes; Pleosporales; Didymosphaeriaceae
Gene: MTQ2
Product: S-adenosylmethionine-dependent methyltransferase
Exons: 1
Coding region: 1-765 (254 amino acids)
Cellular component (GO): eRF1 methyltransferase complex
Molecular function (GO): S-adenosylmethionine-dependent methyltransferase activity; protein methyltransferase activity
Source: RefSeq, a predicted model, not a curated record
AUGCUGCCGACACCUUCGACCUCCCACGUCUGCUUCGAUCGCGUAUAUGAGCCAGCAGAGGACUCAUUCCUGCUCCUGGACACGCUCUCGUCAAGUUCAGAAGUUGCAUUCCUGCAAGAGCGAUUUAGCAAAGCGCAAAGCACCCCGCCUUUGAUCCUCGAAGUUGGCGUUGGCUCUGGAGUAGUUCUCGCCUUCGCAGCUGUGAAUGGGAACCGUAUAUUUGGUCGUCAAGACGUGCUAACCAUCGGUACUGACAUCAACAGCUUCGCUUGCAAGGCCGCCGCGCAGACGAUUCGGACUGCAAUCGUAGAACAUGGGCAUGGCGCAUCGAUAUCGCUUGAUGUGAUCAACGGCGAUCUGGCCAGCUGCUUGCGACCGCACUCUGUAGAUGUCUUCAUCUUCAAUCCGCCAUAUGUACCCGCUGAGCUCCCGGACUUUGCGCGACAUGAAAGCUACAAUAGCCUGCCAGAGGGCCAGAAGAAGACGACUUUCGAACAGGACUCAUACUUGUUGGAGCUCUCAUACGCUGGAGGAGAAGACGGAAUGGUGGUGACAGAUAGGAUGCUGGAGCAGAUACCGGAGAUUUUGAGUGACGAUCGAGGGGUCGCAUAUGUGCUACUGUGCGCGCAGAAUAAGCCAGAGCAGGUCAAGGAGCGUAUUCGGCAGUGGUACCCAGGUUGGAUGGCUGAGGCUGUGGGUUCGAGUGGAAAACAAGCUGGGUGGGAGAAGCUGCAGAUUAUCAGGAUAUGGAAAGAGCAGGCUUGA